Molecule: messenger RNA, 1547 nt
Organism: Phoenix dactylifera (date palm)
Lineage: Eukaryota; Viridiplantae; Streptophyta; Magnoliopsida; Arecales; Arecaceae
Product: peroxisomal (S)-2-hydroxyacid oxidase GLO4-like
Molecular function (GO): FMN binding; oxidoreductase activity
Source: RefSeq, a predicted model, not a curated record
GUAUAGAUUCACGGAAAUAUCUCAUCCGACCAGUCACGGACACAAUUCCAAUUUCAUCUCUCUCUCUCUCUCUCUCUCUCUCUCUCUGAGUGCUCGUUGACCCAAAGGAAACCAUGGAGAUCGACCCGGUUAAUGUGAGUGAGUUUCAAGAACUUGCCAAACAAGCUCUUCCAAAGAUGUACUAUGAUUAUAUCAGUGGAGGAGCUGAAGACCAGUUUACCUUGAAGGAGAAUAUUGAAGCAUUUCAAAGAAUUAUGUUACGGCCCAGGGUUCUUGUAGAUGUGAGCAAAAUAGAUAUGUCAACAACCUUACUAGGGUACGACAUGUCUUCACCUAUCAUGGUUGCCCCGACUGGAGCGCAGAAGUUAGCACAUCCUGAAGGAGAAUUGGCAACAGCAAAAGCUGCAGCAGCAUGUAACACAAUAAUGGUGUUGUCAUUUUCGUCUAGUUACACUAUUGAGGAGGUUGCUUCCACUUGCAAUGCUAUUCGUUUCUUUCAAUUAUAUAUAUUCAAAAGGCGAGAUAUUUCAGCAAAACUAGUACAGCGAGCUGAGAGUAAUGGAUUUAGAGCUAUUGUUCUAACAGUUGACACUCCAAGGCUUGGUCGAAGGGAGGCAGAUAUAAAAAACAAGAUGAUUGCACCAAAAAUUUCAAAUCUUGAAGGCCUGUUAUCACUGGAUGUUGAUGCUGAAGGUGGUUCUAAUCUUGAGGCCUUUGCAUCUGAAACUUUGGAUCCUUCUUUGAGUUGGAAGGACAUAGGAUGGAUAAAAUCUAUUACAAACUUGCCCAUUUUGGUAAAGGGCAUUCUGACUGCAGAAGAUGCUACAAAGGCAGUAGAAGCAGGAGUAUCUGGUAUAGUUGUAUCUAAUCAUGGUGCUCGCCAGCUUGAUUAUGCACCAGCAACAAUAUCUGUUCUUGAAGAGGUGGUUAAAGCUGUUUCUGGAGCAGUUCCUGUUCUAUUUGAUGGAGGAGUCCGACGUGGAACCGACGUGUUCAAGGCCUUGGCUCUUGGUGCUAAAGCUGUAAUGAUUGGACGACCUGUCGUCUAUGGCCUGGCAGCAAAGGGGGAAUAUGGAGUAAGAAGGGUCAUUGAAAUGCUUCAAAACGAGUUGGAGCUGACCAUGGCCCUGGCAGGCUGCCCCAGUAUAAAGGACAUUACCAGGAAUCACAUCUGGACCAAGCAUAACAGGCUGAGAUCCCUCAUGUGAAUGAUUAUGCGAUAUACCCUGCAGUAAAAAACAUAUUAUUUUGUUCGAAAUAAGGAGAACAAAAGUUCUGUUUGAUGAUCCAUCGAGAACAUCAAUUAUUUUCUUUUUGCUGUUGGUUGCAUCCUAAAAUACCUGAAUACAGGCAGGGGUGAUGCACAGACGAUGUAAGUAAUGUAUUACCCAAGUGUGAUCGGUAGACAUGAUGAUUCCAUUAUCCUCAUCCCUCAAAGGCCACCAGGCCUCUGAUUUGUAUCUUCAUAUUUAACCUACAUAUAAUGUUCAGCACAGGAUGACAUAAGGUUGUUUCAGAAUAGAAGUCCAUAUUUUCGUUUUUGACUC